Zootermopsis nevadensis is the source of this 3118-nucleotide messenger RNA. Its product is annotated as lysine-specific histone demethylase 1A. The record is from RefSeq and is a predicted model, not a curated record. Gene Ontology annotation, biological process: regulation of DNA-templated transcription; chromatin remodeling. NCBI's taxonomy places the organism in Eukaryota, Metazoa, Arthropoda, Insecta, Blattodea, Termopsidae. Gene Ontology annotation, cellular component: nucleus. Gene Ontology annotation, molecular function: flavin adenine dinucleotide binding; oxidoreductase activity; chromatin binding.
GUCACAGUUACAAACAUGCCAAUGGUCAUCGCCAUAGGGGCCCGUCUGCCGGUGGAACUAUUAGUGUAUUCUUCGUGUCUUGUGAUGUGCUUCCUCGUCUCUCGUCAAAUAAGAGCAGGGUCCAUUAUGGAGUUUAAAUUUACACAACCUAAAAUAAACCGUGUUUAUAAACUUUCGUCUAGGAAGAUGUGUGACAGAGCGGGAUCUCCUAAGUGCGUCAGGCCGGACACUCUUUACGAGAAAGACGAAGUCCUGUUUGCUUAUUUUGUGAAGAAAGAGGAACGAGAUGAUGUUUCUUAUCCUUUAAUAAUUCUUGAACGCAUGCGUCCAUGCUUGGCAAAUGAAAGUGGUGGAGUGAGUGACACUGUUGACUCUCAAAAGGAAAGCCGAAGAAUGAGCCGUAGAAAGAAAGCAAAGGUUGAAUAUCGUGAGAUGGAGGAAAAGUACAGCCAGCUCUUGGAUGAGGAAGAUGUGUCGGAUACAUCUGAGAAGUCUAAAGCUGGUGGAACUGCAACUCCAGAAAGUGUGUUGACACCUGUUCCAGAACCCAUAAAGAAGGAAAUUUUACUGCCACCAGAACAACCAUCUGCAAAUGCAACCACAAUUGCAGUAAAUGCUAAUGCAGUAACGGCUGAGAAGUAUGAAGAAGUGGAACCAGAUUCAGAACAGGAUGACCCAACUGGUUUGGAAGGAGCCGCGUUUCAGAGUCGAUUACCUUUUGACAAGAUGAUAGCUCCUGAAGCUGCUGCUUUUCCUGAUGUUGCUCAGGGACCACCACAGACAUUAAAAGUAUUCCUGUACAUCAGAAACAGACUAUUGCAGCUCUGGCUUGACAACCCAAAACAGCAGCUGCUUUUUGAAAAUGCUCUGCCUCAGGUUGAACCACCGUACAACAGUGAUGGACCAUUAGUCAUGAGAGUCCAUGGAUUUCUUGAAAGACAUGGCUUUAUUAACUUUGGGAUCUUCAAGAGGCUUAAGAGUCUUCCUGCGAAGAAGCAGGGGAAGGUCAUCGUGAUUGGAGCUGGCAUUGCUGGCUUGGCAGCCGCUCAGCAAAUGCAGCAGUUUGGAAUGGAAGUUGUCGUGCUGGAGGCAAGGGACCGAGUAGGAGGUCGGAUUGCCACGUUCCGUAAGUCUAAUUAUAUCGCUGAUCUUGGCGCGAUGGUAGUCACUGGUUUGGGAGGAAAUCCGGUGACUGUUCUCUCAAAACAAAUCAAUAUGGAACUGCACAAGAUCAGGCAGAAAUGUCCCUUGUACGAGUCAAACGGCAAUACGGUUCCAAAGGAUAAAGAUGAAAUGGUGGAGAGAGAAUUCAACCGUCUGUUAGAGGCAACAAGUUAUUUGUCACAUCAGCUGGAUUUUAAUUACGCUGGUGGAAGACCAGUCUCUCUAGGACAAGCUUUAGAAUGGGUAAUAAAAUUACAAGAGAAGAAUGUCAAAGAAAAGCAAGUGCAACAUUGGAAAGCUGUGAUAGCCCUUCAGGAAAGAUUACAGACCAAUCAGCACAGGAUGUUGGCCUUGCGAGAGAAAAUUGAAGAGCUCAGUAAACAGUAUAAGGAACAGUGUGAGAGCAAGGGUCCAAGAGAUGUCACUCAGGAGUUCGUUUUUCGUUCCAAACUAAGGGAUCUCAACAACUCGUGUCGAGAAUGGGAUCAGUUAUCGGAACAACAGAAAGAAAUUGAAGAUAAACUACAAGAAUUGGAAGCAUCACCGCCAAGCGACGUGUAUCUGUCAUCACGGGAUCGCCAAAUUUUGGACUGGCAUUUUGCGAAUCUGGAAUUUGCUAAUGCUACACCCCUUACCAAUCUUUCUCUGAAGCACUGGGACCAGGAUGAUGAUUUUGAGUUCACUGGAAGCCAUCUAACAGUGAGAAAUGGUUACUCAUGCGUACCCGUGGCGCUGUCUGAGGGGCUGGACAUCAGGCUGAACACUGGUGUUCGUCAGAUACGAUACGGACCACAUGGGGUGGAGAUUACAACUGCCAACUCUCGAAAUCACAGUAAUCCUGUCACUUUCAAAGGAGAUGCUGUCCUGUGCACAUUGCCACUAGGUGUACUGAAGCAGUGCACUGCGGCCAACUCUCAGGGGGUGCCCAACACCGUGCAGUUCAUCCCGCCAUUGCCCGACUGGAAGGUGGCAGCCAUACAACGCUUGGGUUUUGGGAACCUGAACAAAGUAGUGUUGUGCUUCGAACGAAUCUUCUGGGACCCCAAUGCAAACCUGUUUGGGCAUGUGGGUAGCACCACGGCAAGUAGAGGUGAACUGUUUCUCUUCUGGAACUUAUACCGAGCUCCAGUGCUUCUGGCCCUAGUGGCCGGAGAAGCGGCGGCCAUUAUGGAGAACGUCAGUGAUGACGUCAUAGUCGGUCGCUGCAUUGCCGUCCUCAAGGGUAUCUUCGGUAACAACGCAGUGCCGCAGCCGAAGGAAACGGUGGUGACGCGAUGGCGCGCGGAUCCAUGGUCCCGUGGAUCGUACUCUUUCGUUGCUGUGGGUUCCUCCGGAAGCGACUACGACAUCCUCGCGGCCCCCGUUAUCGCAGGCCAGAAUCAGCAGCACCAGCCCGGACUAGCUCAUAUCCAACAAUACAGACUUUUCUUCGCCGAGGCACCCGAACCCACUGCGAAUGAAGCAAUAGGCAUCAAUGGAAUUAUGACCCAGCCUGUGGUUGCUCUGGUCAAAGAAAGAAGUGGUAUUGUGGCCUACGUACUCGAGAAGGGGAUGACAUCUCUGGUAACUGACCUCAGCCCCGUCAUCCUUCGUCUGAACGAAAUUCUGAGAGAAAACGAUAAAACGGCUCUGAUCUUUAACCCAGUGACCCUCGCCGCCGACACUAACCCGAAUUUGCAGCAAGUGAGAGAACUGCCCAUCGUCAAGGUCGUGGCUCCUGAGAACACGCGGGUCUCCUCUGUAGCUAGAAUCUCGCUCAGCACGUUGCCUAUCGUUAUGCUCUUCGAGAGGGAGGACUUCGCUUCUCGCAAAUACCAAAGCUUGGUCAGCUAUGGUGAGGUCGACCUGGCUACAUUUGCUCCCACAAUUGUUUAAAAAAGCCAGACGAAGGCUUGUUAAGUUGCUGUUAAUACUUGUAAGAAAUGAUCUGAAUAAAUUUUAAUAUCUAACAAUA